AGCGCCCGGACUGAUUUUCUCAUUGCUGACCCAAUGGAUGCACCCAGUUAACCUGGCCCAGAGGGUCCUGGUUAGACCAGGAGCUAACAGUCUGUACCCCCCACGGUGGACCCGAGGCUUUGAGCCGGUGCGGCGUCGGCGCCCGCGGUCUCCGGGCCGCGGAGCGGUGCACCCUCAUCAGCCGACUCCUGUCCAGGCCCCGGAGUCGCCUGUCCGCGCGCGUCUCUUGCUGGGGAGAAGCUGAGUGGCCGCGUCCCUCCGAGGAAAGGUGUCCCAUCUCGGGACGGGCAGGCGCCCGGUGCCCGUGAUCCUUUCUCUGGGGCGGGAGAACCGCCGGCCGGGUGCCUGCUAGCCUGGCCGACCGCUGUCCUCACAGUUCUCUGUCGCAGCCCUCGGUCCCUUCGUACCCAGGUGGCGCGCCCGAAGCUGAGCGCGGGAUGGCCACCAGGUUCCGGACGUCUUCGUGUUGGGGAUUAUUGUCAUUCACGGAUGUAUCUAUGGAGUUCACCUGGGAAGAAUGGCAGCUACUGGAUUCUGCUCAGAAGUACCUGUACCAGGAUGUGAUAUUGGAAAACUAUAACAACCUAGUAUCAGUGGGAUAUCACGGUAGCAAACCUGAUUUAAUCUUCAAGUUGGAGCAAGGAGAAGAGCCGUGGACAAUAAAUGCCAAACUGUCCAGUCAGAGCUGUCCAGAAGGUUGGGAAGAAUGGUACCAGAAAAAUCAAGAUGAGCUUGAAAGUAUUGAGAAAGGUUAUGCUUGCAGUUCAUUUGGAAAACUUCAUCUGAGCACAAACCAUGUUUCUUCAAGACAAAGACUCCCUAAGUAUAACACAUAUGGAAAAAGUUUGACACAAAAUUCAGGUUCAUCCAGCACCUAUGUAAGGAAGAAUCCCGAUAAGUUUUGUGGCUAUGAAGAAUCUUAUUUUUUUAAGCAUCAAAGAGCUCAUACAGUAGAAAAAAACUGUGUAUGUAGUGAAUGUGGGAAAGCUUUUCGUUGUAGAUCACAGCUCAUUGUACAUCUCAGAAUUCAUACAGGAGAGAGACCUUAUGAGUGCACUAAAUGUGAAAGAGCCUUCAGUGCCAAGUCAAAUCUUAAUGCCCAUCAGAGAGUCCAUACAGGAGAAAAACCCUAUGCAUGCAAUGAAUGUGGGAAAGUCUUCUCUUUCAGGUCACAGCUGAUUGUUCAUCAGGAGGUUCACACAGGAGGGAAACCCUAUGGUUGCAGUGAGUGUGGGAAAGCCUACAGUUGGAAGUCACAGCUUAUUCUACACCAGAGAAGUCAUACAGGAGUGAAACCCUAUGAAUGUAGUGAAUGUGGGAAAGCCUUUAGUUUGAAGUCACCAUUUGUUGUACACCAAAGAACUCAUACAGGAGUGAAACCCCAUAAAUGCAACGAAUGUGGGAAAGCCUUUAGGAGUAAGUCAUACCUGCUUGUACACAUCAGAAUGCAUACAGGAGAGAAACCUUAUCAUUGCAGUGAUUGUGGGAAAGCCUUCAAUAUGAAGACACAACUUGUCGUACAUCAGGGAAUUCACACAGGAAAUAAUCCGUAUGAAUGCAGUGAAUGUGGGAAAGCUUUUGGUAGGAGGGAACAGCUCACUGCACAUCUGAGAGCUCAUGCGGGAGAGAAGCCCUAUGGAUGCAGUGAAUGUGGGAAAGCUUUCAGUAGCAAGUCAUACCUCGUUAUACAUAGGAGAACGCACACAGGUGAGAGACCGUACGAAUGUAGUUUCUGUGAGAGAGCCUUUUGUGGGAAGUCACAGCUCAUUAUACAUCAGAGAACUCACUCAACAGCAAAGCCGUAUGAAUGCAAUGAAUGUGAAAAAGCCUAUCCUCGGAAGGCAUCACUUCAGAUACACCAGAAAACUCAUUCAGGAGAGAAACCUUUUAAAUGCAGUGAAUGUGGAAAAGCCUUCACUCAGAAGUCAUCCCUCAGUGAACAUCAGAGAGUUCAUACGGGAGAGAAACCAUGGAAAUGCUCUGAAUGUGGGAAAUCCUUCUCAUUUAAGUCACAGUUUGUUACACAUCACAGAACUCAUACAGGAGAGAAACCCUAUGAUUGUAGCCAAUGUGGGAAAGCCUUCUCCCAAAAAUCACAGCUCACAUCCCAUCAGAGGACACAUACAGGAGAGAAACCCUAUGAAUGUGGUGAAUGUGGAAAAGCCUUCUCCCGGAAGUCACAUCUCAUAUCACACUGGAGGACACACACAGGAGAAAAACCCUAUGAAUGCAGUGAAUGUGGGAGAGCCUUCAGUGAAAAGUCAAAUCUCAUUAAUCAUCAAAGGAUUCAUACAGGAGAGAAACCUUUUGAAUGCAGGGAAUGUGGGAAAGCUUUCAGCAGGAAAUCACAACUCAUUACACAUCAGAGGACUCACACGGGGACGAAACCGUAUGGUUGUGGUGAUUGUAGAAAAGCCUUCUUUGAGAAGUCAGAGCUCAUUAGACAUCAGACAAUUCAUACUGGAGAGAAACCCUAUGAAUGCAGUGAAUGUAGAAAAGCAUUCAGGGAAAGGUCAAGUCUUAUUAAUCAUCAGAGAACCCAUACAGGAGAGAAACCCCACGGAUGCAUUCAAUGUGGGAAAGCCUUCUCUCAGAAGUCACAUCUUAUAUCACAUCAGAUGACACACACAGGAGAGAAACCCUUUGUAUGCAGUAAAUGUGGGAAGGCUUUCAGCAGGAAAUCUCAGCUCGUGAGACACCAGAGAACUCAUACAGGAGAAAAACCUUACGAGUGCAGUGAGUGUGGUAAAGCUUUCAGUGAAAAAUUAAGUCUCACGAAUCAUCAGAGAAUUCAUACAGGAGAAAAACCUUAUGUAUGCAGUGAAUGUGGGAAGGCCUUUUGUCAGAAGUCACACCUCAUAUCCCAUCAGAGGACACAUACAGGAGAAAAACCCUAUGAAUGUGGUGAAUGUGGAAAAGCUUUUGGUGAGAAGUCAAGUCUUGCCACUCAUCAGAGAACUCACACAGGAGAAAAACCCUAUGAAUGCAGUGACUGUGAAAAAGCUUUCUCCCAGAAGUCACAGCUCAAUACUCACCAGAGAAUUCACACAGGUGAGAAGCCCUAUGAGUGCAGCUUUUGUAGGAAAGCUUUCUUUGAGAAAUCAGAGCUAAUUAGACAUCAGAGAACUCACACAGGAGAAAAACCCUAUGAGUGCAGUGAAUGUAAAAAAGCCUUCAGGGAGAAGUCAAGCCUCAUUAAUCAUCAGAGAAUACAUACAGGGGAGAAACCUUUUGAAUGCCAUGAAUGUGGCAAAGCCUUUUCUCGUAAGUCACACCUCAUACCACAUCAGAGGACCCAUACAGGUGAGAAACCCUAUGGGUGUGGUGUAUGUAGGAAGGCCUUCUCUCAGAAGUCACAGCUCGUUAAUCAUCAGAGAAUUCAUACAGGAGAGAAACCUUAUCAAUGCAGUGAGUGCCCAAAAGCCUUCUCUCAGAAGUCACAGCUCAUUAAUCAUCAGAGAACUCAUACAAAAAAGAAAUCUUAGAAAUAUACCUAGUAUGAGUUUUUGAUGGAGAUCAUACGUCAUUGUACUGCAGAAGGUGCAUUAUGGUAAAAUUUUCAGAUAAUAGUCACGCCAGUCAGAAAACUCCUUUAGGGUAGCAGCUCCGUUAACGAGGUUAUGUGGGUUUCAGCAGCUGAGCAUACUUAUCAGAACUCAGAGCAGAAUGAGCCUAUGAAUUCACUGAAUUUCAAAAACCUUUCAAACCACAGUCAAAGCUCAUAUAAAGGAAGAUUUCACUGUGACGAGAAAGCCUGUGAAUCCUGUUAAUAUUAGUAGCCUUUCAGAGGUCAAAUCUUACUAGCUGUUGGGAAUAUUUCCAUGAAUAUAAACUCUAGUGCACGAGUGAGGGAAUACCUCAUAAAUGCAGCAAGUGAGGCAAGAUCUUCAAUUAAUGACAGCUCAUUGUACACCAAAAAAUGCCCACAGGAUGAGAUAACAUGAAAAUACUAAAUACGGGACUGUCUUUAGCAAGUAAUCCAGCUAUAGUGCAUAUUGGGGAAUUCAUAUUGUGGAGAAGACUAACAGUUUAAAGACAUUGGGAACAUGUUCACCUAGAGAUAAUGCUGCAAGGGAUGCCCUGCAGUUUUGUUGACGUGGGCACCAAAAAUACCCAAUUCUAAAUGGCUGACAGGUGUCCAGUCUGAAGUGUGAAGCUUUUAAAAUACCUGAAUAAACUGCAUCAUUGAAAUAUCUGAAUAAGAAAUUUCUUAGUGAUAUUUAUGGCUUAUUUUCCUGUGUCACAUGUUUUGUAUUUUAGAAUUGCAUAUGAUAACGUAAUUGGGAGCAGUUGCCCUGUAGUGCCUCUGAUGUCUGUCAAGACACACUAUGUGCCACUGAUUUAUUGUUUUUUAUAAGAGUGGUAGUUGAUAUAACAGGGCUUACUGCUAAAUAAAGGAGCCCUGGUGGCACAACGAUUAGGCGCUUGGCUGCUAACCAGAACUUUGGCAGUUUGGACCCACCCAGCAGCUCUUCAGGAGAAAGACCUGGCAAUCUGCUCCUGUAAAGAUUACAGCCUACAAAAGCCUAUGGAGCAGUUCUGCUCUGCCACAUGGGGUCACUAUGAGUCAAAACCAUCUUGAUGUCACCUAACAACAACAUUUCUAAAUAAGUAGCCUAAGUAAAAAUAUGGCGCAUAUGUAAUGGAUCUUGUGUUACUGGAGUGUCUGGGUGGUGCAAACAUUUAAAAUGCUUGGCUGCUAAACCAAAAGUUGGAGGUUCAAGUCCACCGAGAAGCUCCUUGGAAGAGAGGUGUGGUGAUCUACUUCUGAAAAAUCAGCCAUUUAAAACUUUGUGGAGCACAGAUAUUCUUUGACACACACGGUUACCAUGAGUCAGAUCAACUCAACAGCAACAAGUUUUUUUUUGUGUAUUUCUCUUUUUUUAUUGUUACGGUUCUUUCUCUUCAGUAAUAAAAGCCAGCACAAUAUAGUCUUGUACAAUCUCAGAGUCUGAGAAAUCGUUUAUAUACAACACUGUUAAUAAACAUGCAAAUGCAAGAACCACAGAAUACCAGUACUUAUACAUGAUACAGAAUAAGCACAAGAUGAUAAAAUGAUAGAAAAUAGUGCUGUGCAACAUCUUUUUCUCUUUUAGUUAGACACCUUCAUACAUUCAAGUAUGUAUAUCAAAUGCUGUGUAACCCAAGUACAACUGUGUGUUAAUUUAGUAUGAUGAAACAUCAUGAAUACUGUGUGCUGCUAUUAUGUUCUUAGUGUUUCGUAAGAUAGUUUGUAAAAAAAAAAUAGUUGGAGAAACCCACUUAAGAGUCACUGUUCAGAAAAUGUAAAACAAAGAAUUUUGCUGUGAGAACUAUAUUUUUGACAUAUUCAAGGAAGCCUAUUUUGCCUUCCUGCAAAUUUAAGUAUGCUUUUCAUUGAAAAUGCACAAACCAUUUCUUAAGUUAAAUUUUUUUAGUGUUUGUUUUAUAAUGUUGCUUGACAAAGUCAAAAGUAUUUUUUUAUAUGGUGAUGAAAUUCAGAAAAGUUCAACAUGAAGCUUGAUUUUAAACUUAGAAAAAUCAAGCUCUUCCUGUAGUGCACAAACUGUUACAUGAGUAUGGUCUAUUACACCUUGGAUUCUGUCAGUAUUUUUUCCUUUAAUUCAGCAACAUUGUUGAAAGCUUGGUAUUUUAAAUGAGAGUAGUUUUCUGAACCAGCAUACCAGGAUUUUAUAGCCAAUUAAUCCUGUUUAUCCAUAUGAUAAUUUUUAAAGGAUCCAAUUUUUUAUUUAUACUCCAAAUUAUGAUUUUCCUGUUUUUCCCCCUAAUAUCUGAAAGUCCUUUUACCAGAUGGGGGAACCAGACUUUUGUAAAUGACCAGAUAGUUACAGGGCAGUAUUCUCUGUCCUACUUUGUGUUUUUUAUUUUUUCCCAUUUUUUUGUUACAUCAUGAAUCUUUCUUAAUUCCAGAGAUUGACGCUUUCAAUCUUGGAUAAAGCUCAGGAAUCUAUGUUUAAAAUUUUCUGAUUUUCUUCACUCCAACGCUAGAUUAUUCCAUUAACUAUUAAGCAGUUAAACCUAUUCCUUCCUUCACUGGAUAAUGGAAAUUUGGCAUUAGCCUGUAGACACCCAAGAGCAAAAAAUUCUUUCUUUGCUGGGCAGUUGUUAGUCAUAAAGAGGGGUGAUGUUGACCGUGUAGAAUUCUAACAGAUCAGAGUAUGAUCUGAUCUGAGGAGCCAGAUGAUUCUUGUAGAACUCACUGGUAGCUCUCCAUCAUUGUAAAGUGUCACAAGAGGACUCUGAUUCUGAAAUCAGAGAUACUUUUAAUAAUUUUUAUUGUGCUUUAAGUGAAAGUUAGACAUUCUUAAUGUUAGUUUUUUGAAAUUACUUUGGCAAACCACAAAAACACGUCCCCACAUUGAUUCCUAUGACAAACUCCCCAUCAAGAAGAAAGCCAUUUUUUUUUAUUACAGUGAAAAUAUGCACACUAAACAUCAGCGAAUACAACUUCUACAUUUACAAAUCAACGCCAUUGAUUACAUUUUUCCUGUUGUACCACAUUAUUGCUAUCCUCAUCCAAAACAGUCCACCAUGGUUAAAAUAAACUAAGUGCUCCCCAAACAACUCCGCCUUUCCUCCUACCUCCCACUCCUGGUAAGUAUUAAUAAGCAUUGCUUUGUGUAUAUUUGCUUUUCUCGCACAAGUGAGAUAAUACGGUAUUUGUUGUUUUGGAGCUGACAUAUUUUGCUCAACAGAAUGUUUUAAAGGUUCAUCCAUGUUGUGGUAUGCACCAGAACUUCAUUUGUGUUUACAGCUGCGUAAUAUCCCAUUGUUGCAUGUAUACACCACAUUUUAUUUAUCUGUGCAUCUAUUGAUGGACAUUUUGGUUUUUUUUCCACCUUUUGGUUAUUGUGAAAAAUGCUGCAAUGAACAUUGGUGUACAGGUUUCUUUUUGUGUUCCUGCCUUCACUUCUAGGUAUAUACCUAGGGUUGGGAUUGCUAGGUCAUAUGGUAGUUGUACGUUCAACCGUUUGAGGAACCACAAAAGUGUUUUCCACAGUAGCUGCACCGUUUUACAUUCCCACCAGCAAUGGAUGAGGGUUCCGGUUUCUCCACAGCCUCACUAACACUUUUGUUUUUUCUUGAGGUAAUAUCUCAAUCUGAUUUUGAUAUGUCCCUAAUGGCUAUGAGUCCGAGUUGACAGCAACAGGGUUUUGUUUUGUUUUUUAAUGGCUAAUGAUGUUGAGCAUCUUUUCUUGUUAGUCAUUUGAAUAUCCACUUCGGUGAACUGUCAAGUCCUUUGCCCACGUUUUGAUUGGGUUCUCUUUUUAAGUUGUAGAAGUUUUAUAUGCAUUUUUUUAUAUGAGGACUUUAUCCAUCGUUCCCAAAAAAUUGGAAAAUGAGUGUUAAUUGUUCCCUAUAUUUUGGUUUCAAGAUCACUUAUAGAACCCUGAAAUGAAACGGACCCAAAGAAUACCACAUUUAUCUAACAGUACCUUUAUUAAAUAGAAUAUAGAUCAAUAGGCAUUACUUUGAGAUCUGUUUUUUUUUUUUUUAUUCUAGCAAUAUAAAUCUAGAUUGUCAAUUUCAGUGGGUUUGUUAUUCUACAAAUAUGGUACCAACAAGCUUUCAGAUGUCCAACACCUAGAACAGGCCUAAGUGCAAAUAAACUAAUCCAUGACACUUGUAGCUGCAUGCAUAUUUUUUUGUGCCUUCGUUCUUCCAUUUUUGUCCAUUUUUCCACACUUGUACAUAAUGGUUGUUUUUAAAGUUAAAUUCUGAGUAUAUACUCCUCUGUUGAAAUAUUGUGUGGCUCAUUGUGGACUUAUGAAGGUGUAAUAUUCUCAUUAUGGUAUGCAAGGACUUUUAUGCAAACCCAUGCCUCUUCACCAUUUUGGAAUGCCUUAUCCUUCCUCUUACACAAUAUUUUCUGUCCCAGUUGACCUUACAGUUCCUUGAGAUUCCUACAACUUCUCAUGCUUUUGAAAAUCUACUGCAACUGGAAUGUUUCAUUUUUUCCUAAUAAAGCCUAUUCAGCCUGUAUGAAUCUGCACAUGUAUUCCUCAUUCUGAUAAUACAAUCACUGCAUGUGUUACCUUUUCUAUUUGAAAGUUUCUUGAAAGCUGGGACAAUUUGUGUAUAUAACUUUAGCAAACAAAGCUGUAAUAUUUGAAUUUGGGUGCUACCCUGUGGCUCUGUUUUCUACCACGUGCAGAAACGUGGUCUGUAAUAAGAGAGAAGAAUGAAACCAUCAUGGAAGCAGAGUCAAGAAACUGUACUGAUUUCUAGAUUCAUCUUCACCCUCUUCAUGCCUUGAUUGUUUAAUUUUUCUGUGAGAUACCCCAAAUGUCCCAAUAAAUUCCCAUUUUUGCUUCA
Messenger RNA from Loxodonta africana (African savanna elephant), 8316 nucleotides. RefSeq names its product zinc finger protein 84 (gene ZNF84). The transcript is spliced from 6 exons. NCBI's taxonomy places the organism in Eukaryota, Metazoa, Chordata, Mammalia, Proboscidea, Elephantidae. The record is from RefSeq and is a predicted model, not a curated record. Bases 438 to 3485 code for a protein of 1015 amino acids. Gene Ontology annotation, cellular component: nucleus. Gene Ontology annotation, biological process: regulation of transcription by RNA polymerase II. Gene Ontology annotation, molecular function: DNA-binding transcription activator activity, RNA polymerase II-specific; RNA polymerase II cis-regulatory region sequence-specific DNA binding.